Messenger RNA from Cavia porcellus (domestic guinea pig), 6288 nucleotides. It is a transcript of the gene Katnip, whose product is annotated as katanin interacting protein. Bases 263 to 5083 code for a protein of 1606 amino acids. NCBI's taxonomy places the organism in Eukaryota, Metazoa, Chordata, Mammalia, Rodentia, Caviidae. The transcript has 29 exons. The record is from RefSeq and is a predicted model, not a curated record.
CGCCUCUAGGUAUGGAUGGUCAAACUCUGCGAAAGGCUGAGAAAAGCCAGUCCUGCUCACAGGAGAAGAAGGAGAUAAAACCCAGGGCUCCUUGGAAAGCUAGGCAAGCACUCUCCACUAAGCUGCACCGCCAGCCCAGCCCAGCCCAGCCCAGACCCCUGUUCUCAGCCUAGGUGCUUCCUUCACAGUCUCCACCCUCCUGCCCUCCAGGGCCCCUCUGUUUUUCUCCCCCAACAGGCACCAGCACACACAAAAAGAAUGGAUGAUCAUCCUAGAGGAGCCCCAGGGUUACACUAAGGACAUGGUGACAGACUUUGAUGAGAAACAUGAUGAGUAUUUAAUAUUGCUUCAGCAGAGGAACCGGAUAUUGAAACAUUUGAAAGCAAAGGACCCUGUGCAAUUGCGCCUGGAGCACCUGGAGCAGGGCUUCUCUGUCUACGUCAAUGGGGCCAACUCGGAGCUGAAGACGUCGCCUCGGAAAACCGUGCACACAGACUUCUCCAGAAGCACCUCACAGGCCGAGGGGAUGCAUGAUUAUGGACAAAGAACCCUGCUUCGAGAAGCAGAAGAAGCUUUAAGAUGCAGCUCCCGGACCACACCCAGCAAAGUUCAGCGCCGAGGAUGGCACCAGAAAUCGGUGCAGAUCAGAACAGAAGCCGGCUCUCGACUACAGAUUGAACCUCCUGUGGACUAUUCGGAAGAUUGUGAACCCUGCAUGGAUGUGCUUGUCAAGGCCAAGGAUGCUUCAGAGGAUCAUCCACAGGAGCUGAGAAAAAGCCUAGAAUUUAGCGUAAAUCUACAAAGGAAACAAAAGGAUUGUUCUAGUGAUGAAUAUGACUCUAUUGAAGAAGACAUCCUCUCUGAACCUGAGCCUGAGGACCAGGAGCUCCUGGGCUGUCCCAAAGAUGACCCCUCUCUUUGCACUGGGGACUCAGAGCAGCAUCGAUUUCCUGAGGACCAGCAGCGAGGACAGCCUGCCUCAGGUCCAGACGCCCUCAUGGUGCUGGAAUUUAACCAGACCUCCAAAGGUCAUAAGAGGGAGAGGAAUUUGCCUACCAAGCGGAAGGACGGCACUGAGGUCUUCAUUCCCAGCAAACCUGAGCUGAACCUGCAUUCCCAGCCACCUGCCACAUUCCCAGACCAGGAGAGGGUGUGCUCCAGACCUGGCAGCCGCCGAGAAAGACCCCUGUCAGCACCCCGCAAACCCAUAUAUGCUGCUGAGGACCGAGAGGAAGACGCUUUGGCCGUGCUCCGAGCCAUCCAGGUGGAGAACGCUACCCUGCAGAAGGCAAUCCUUGCCAAAAAGACUGAGCCACCUGCCAGGCCACUGCAGGGUGCAGAGGAACCACCACCCAAGCCCUGGACCAGUCUGCUGAAAGCCAAGGAGGAAGCCCUGGAGUUGCUUCCCACAGCCAUGGUGAACACAAUGCCAGGGCCACCGAGGAUAGCCGGGGAAGACCAACUAAUCCAACAAACCAUCCCCAGGACUGGCCUCUCAGAAAGCAGACAACAGCAGAAGUUUCUUGAAGUGCCUCAGGCCAUUGAAGAUGACUCUACCCAUCCCAAAGAGGUUGCUGCACCAAGUGAGGAGCAAGUACUGGACACAAAGGAUAAAUGGAGACUGAGCACAGGAGAGACCAAAGAUGCUGUGUUUGUGACCAUGGAAAUCAUGUCCAACUGGGGCAACCCGUCAUGGGUGGGUCUCACGGAAGUGGAGUUCUUUGACCUGAACUACACGAAGCUCUACGUGUCACCCCAUGACGUGGAUGUCCAGAAUACCACCGAGCCCGGGGAGCUGGGCUUCCUGGUCAACAGGAACGCAGCUAGCAAGAAGGAGUCCUCCGUGUGGACCUGCCACUUCCACCCGCCGCUCCACCUUUCUUUCGUUAUCCACAACGUAGACCAGCUGCACGACUUUGGUCUGGCCAUGAUCAAGGUCUGGAAUUACUGGACCACAGAUGGGGAUCUUGACAUUGGUGCCAAGAAUGUGAAGCUUUAUGUCAACAAAAACCUCAUCUUUGAUGGCGUGUUAGACAAAGGAGGCGGGGAAGGCCCAGCGGAUCACAGCAUCCCAAUUGCCCCGAAGAAGGAGAGCAACGAGAGACCUGAGAAUGCCCUGCGUGCCCAUGCAGAAGAAAGCAGAGAUGUUCUUGCAGUGGCUGGCACAGAUGGGGACAAGGAGCCUAGUCUUAGUUGCUCACGGCCAGCUGAAACUGCAGUGGAUAUGAAGGUUUCUUCACAAGGAAAUUUACUUGGCAAAAAGAUGAAUUCUACUAAUUGUGUGAAAGAUCGUUUGUCCAAGUUAGAGGAGGAUUUAAGAUUGCUGGCAGAGCCAGCCACAAUGGGUGACGGGCCCAGUGCCCUUCCCUCCUCCCUGCUGGGGACACACCCUCCUCUGGACAUGCAGCUAUCUCUGAUCCAACAGCUGGAAGACCUCACUGGCAGGAAAAUCUCUGAACCACCAAGGAAAACCCCAUGCUGGUUACAGCCCUCUACAACAGGGAGGGACAGGAAACAAGGGGGAAAGAAGCCAAAGCCCCUCUGGCUUGGUCCUGAGGAGCCAGUGGACUGCAAAGGGAGGCUCUCAUCUGAUGAUGCCAUUCUUGGGAGUCCUGGAGAGCCUGAGGCCAAGGACAAAAGCCCCUGGCAAGAGCAAGGACGGAGGGCCAGCUGGAAUGUCAUCACUGGGGAGAGACCCCAAAGGGUAGCCCCCAAAGUCUGUGGUGAUGACUUAGACUUCUUUAAUCAGCCCCGCAGCAGAGAGCGCCCUGCUAGUGGGAGGAGGGCCCUGAAGAAGGAGGCUGUCGGUGGUAGUCAUGGUGAUGACCAGCCUAUCAGCAGAGAGGACACUCGGGCCACCAAGACGCCUCCACGAUCAUGGUGUCGCACUGAGCAGGAACACAUGCUGCACGAGUCAUGGGACUCCCUCAGUGCCUUCAACCGCUCCCAUCGGGGCCGAAUCUCCCACCUGGAGCCCCAGGGGGACAUCUUGGAUGAGUUCCUGCAGCAACAGAGGAGCAGUCGGUCCAGGGACCAGCCACCACCCUGCAGGGCUGAAGAGUCAGAGCUAUCAAAGAUGCAAACUGACUGCUCUGUGGAGACAGAUGGCAGCAGUGACUUCAAAAUCCCUGUCUUGCCUUAUGGGCAGCACCUGGUCAUUGACAUCAAGUCUACAUGGGGUGACAGACACUAUGUCGGGCUUAACGGGAUAGAAAUCUUCAGUUCCAAGGGGGAACCAGUGCACAUUUCAGCCAUUACAGCAGAUCCACCUGACAUCAAUGUUCUGCCAGCUUACGGUAAAGACCCUCGAGUGGUCACCAACCUCAUUGACGGGGUGAAUAGGACCCAAGAUGAUAUGCAUGUCUGGCUAGCCCCCUUCACUCCAGGCCAGCCCCACUCCAUUUCCAUUGACUUCAUGCACCCUUGCCAAGUCGCCCUGAUCAGGGUGUGGAACUAUAACAAAUCCAGGAUCCAUUCCUUCCGGGGCGUGAAGGACAUCACGAUGCUAUUGGAUGGGCAGUGCAUCUUUGACGGAGAGAUCGCCAAGGCCUCAGGGACCCUGACAGGAGCCCCAGAGCACUUUGGAGACACCAUCUUAUUCACAACUGACGACGACAUCCUCGAAGCCGUAUUCUGUUCAGAUGAGAUGUUUGGUGCUGACGUGGAGAGCCUGUGUGACCUGCAGUUGGAGGAGACGCCACGGAGACCCAGCACGGCUGACAGCGAUGGCCAGGAGCGGCCCUUCACCCAGGCCGGCUUGUGCACCGAUGACUGGGCCCCGGGGCUAGAGCUGCCACCCAGUGCCCCUCUCUCUGAAGUCACCACACCGGAACCAGGCAUCUACCAUGGCAUCUGCCUCCAGCUGAACUUCACAGCGUCCUGGGGGGACCCACACUACCUAGGCCUCACUGGCCUGGAGGUGGUGGGCAAGGAUGGCCAGGCCCUGCCUAUCCACCCGCACCAGAUCUCUGCCUCUCCUAGUGACCUGAAUGACCUUCCCGAGUACACAGAUGACUCCCGGACGCUGGACAAGUUGAUUGACGGAGUCAACAUCACCACAGAGGAUGAGCACAUGUGGCUGAUCCCCUUCUGGUCGGGGCUGGACCACGUGGUCACAAUCCGAUUUGACAGAGCCAAAAGCCUGGCUGGCCUGCGCUUCUGGAACUACAAUAAAUCUCCCGAGGACACCUAUCGGGGGGCCAAGAUCGUGCACGUGUCCCUGGACGGCCUGCGUGUCUCUCCCGAAGAAGGCUUUCUCAUCCGGAAGGGCCCCGGCAACUGUCACUUUGAUUUUGCCCAAGAAAUCCUCUUUGUGGACUACCUACAGGCUGGGCCGCCGGCCCUACCAGCCAGGAGGCUGGACACGAGGAGCCUGGAGCGCGCGAGCAUGGACUACGAGGCCCCGCCCAUGCCAUGUGGCUUCAUUUUCCAGUUUCAGCUCCUGACCAGCUGGGGUGACCCCUACUAUAUCGGCCUCACGGGGCUGGAGUUGUAUGAUGAGCAAGGAGAGAAGAUCCCCCUGUCAGAGAACAAUAUCGCCGCCUUCCCAGACAGCGUAAAUGCGCUGGAGGGCGUAAGUGGAGACGUGCGGACCCCUGAUAAGCUCAUUGACCAGGUGAACGACACCAGCGAUGGCAGGCACAUGUGGCUGGCACCCAUCCUGCCAGGCCUGGUGAAUCGGGUUUAUGUGAUUUUCGAUCUGCCCACUACCGUGUCAAUGAUCAAACUGUGGAAUUACGCAAAAACGCCCCAUCGAGGGGUGAAAGAGUUUGGCCUCCUAGUGGAUGACUUGCUCGUGUACAACGGGAUCUUGGCCAUGGUAACACACCUGGCAGGGGGCAUCCUGCCCACAUGCGAGCCCACAGUGCCGUACCACACCAUCCUCUUCACCGAGGACACGGACAUAUGUCAUCAGGAGAAACGCACAGCCAUCAGUCAUCAGGUGGAGGACCAGGACGUCCAGAUGAUGAAUGAAAACCAGAUCAUCACCAACUUUAAGAGAAAACCAAGUGUCGCAGAUCCAGCCUUGCGCCCAAAAACCUGCAUAAGUGAGAAGGAGACAUCGAGGCGAUGGCGGUGCUGACGGCAGGCAGGGGAAGCAGUCUCCCAGCAGGGUGGCUCCGUUACUGUCCCCGCUCAGGGCCAUGUCCCUUGCCCUCCGGUCUUCAGUGUCAGUGGCUGGGACCCAGGACUGGAGGUGAAUCCCAGUGUGGAGGGUCAAAGGACUUGAGAGGCAGGGGGACAAUAGACCUGGGCACCACAGGAGUCAGACUGGAGGGCACAGGGCCAUAGCUGUAGGGUAGGAUGUGGCAGUGCCCUGUCCUCAUCCUCCUCAGGGAGCCGAUCCCUAGGACAUCUGUCCCCUUGUGAAGCCUGGGACAGGAUCAGCCAGUGCUGUGUGUCCUGCUGGGGAUGGGAAGGGAGAGACACAGGCCCAGGAGGUGGAGGACAAUCCUCGUGGUAUUUGGUCAGGAGGAAGCCACAUCCCUCCACCUGAUGGGGGCUUCCUCUUUGCCCCUCUUGCUGUUCCUCUGUGUGGUACUGACCCCUCCCUGGCCACUUCCCAAUGAAUUGGAAAUGUGCCUUGCACCCCUGGCCAAGCGGCCCAGAGCACAUCUAUUUCCAUCUCUAUAACAAGCUCAGAUCAGGGACCUAAUUGGUUUCCCAGUGGUGGGUAAUUUCUCGUUCCAAAUAUUAAUCCGUUGUUUUCCUGGCACCCAGCCCGGCCCAAGCAGUACUGUACUCCAAGCGCGUUCCUAUGCAACCGGAGCCCAGCACAUACUUUAUGAGCUUUGCAGCCGGGGCUGAGCAGCUAUGCAAAUGUGCUUUUCAUUUGGAGCGUGGGGCUGAUGUGGAGAUAAGAAUUGUUUCUCCCAGAGAAGAUCCAUCUUUCUGUAGCUUCCAAGCCCCCUCGAACCCACCCCACCCUGGCUCUUCUGUUCACUCUGUGCCCAGACAUGCCAGGCACCCCAGGCCUGUGGGCUCCCAGGAGAGCUGCAGCCUGGGGGAGUCAGGGGCUGAUCAAACCAGUUCUUAAGACCAAAUCUAGUGCUCUGGCUUCAAAGGGAGCCCCAACCUCCCAUCCUGCCCGAGGCACGGUAACAGAUUUGUUGGGGAGCCCAGAUGAACACUGCAUUCGCUGCCCCCAGAACCACGGUUGACAUUUGUAAUAAUUGUACGUACCAUAUAAUUUAGGAGAAAAAAAAGAAACUGUAUAGGCAUUAACUCUAAAAUAAAUUUCUAUUUUUUUCUCUUGCAAAAUCAAUAAAAGAUGUUAUUGAGAAUAGA